Fraxinus pennsylvanica is the source of this 2202-nucleotide messenger RNA. The record is from the annotation of a GenBank genome assembly. NCBI's taxonomy places the organism in Eukaryota, Viridiplantae, Streptophyta, Magnoliopsida, Lamiales, Oleaceae.
AUGACUUCAUCACAAAAUGUAGUAGUAAAGGCUGUUGCAGCCACAGCAGUGUGCAGUUUGAUUAUUACUGGGUUUUUGUUCUAUUUUUUCUAUAGAUUUUCCAUAGCUCGACAGCGUAAGAGAAACAAUUUCGAUUCGAGUUUUCGUAGGGAGGAUGUAGCAGCAUUGCCUGACAUAGAAUUUAGACAACAAGGUGGAGCAGUCAAAGGAGUUAUAGUAGAUGAAGAUGGAUUUGAUGUUCUGUAUUUAAGAAAAGUCGAAGGGGGAGAUUUUCCGAACCGAGUUUCUAAGGUUUGGUAUAAUAAUCCUAUGAAUGAAGAAGAGAAGAGAAGAAAAUCUCAGCCAAUUCAAGAAAUUCCAUCGCUUCAUUUACACAGCCAUGAUUUUGAUUCUGCAAAGGAGAAACCAGUGUCUAAUGCUACUUAUAAUAGGCCAACCACAUCAGAAUCAUUGGCGGUUGCACUAUCGCCACAUUCUCCACUUCCACCACUCUCCAUCGUCGUUUCUGCAAAUCAAAUUAACCAUCCUCCUCCUCCUCCACCACCAUCACCUCCUCCCCCUCCCCCUCCCCCACCUCCACCUCCUCCUCCACCUCCACCUCCACCUCCACCACUUCCUAAAAAAAGAAAGCUCAAGCCAUCUCCACCACCACUUUCGGUUAAGGCAAAAUCUUCUUUACUACCACAUCCACCGGUUAAGUCCGGAACCGGUUCAUUUUCACCCUGGAAGCCACCUAUUCCACCUAGAGGGAAUAUCAACAAAAAUAGCAAUGUGGAUACAGUAGAAAACACGAAAGAAGAUGGCGAAAUUCUAAUGAAACUUAAGCCACUACACUGGGAUAAGGUUGUUGCCAAUGCUGAUCAUUCAAUGGUCUGGGAUGAAAUCAAUGAUGGAUCUUUCAGGUUUGAUGACGAACUCAUGGAAAACCUCUUUGGAUACACUACAAUUAGACAGAAACCGACUGGCGGAAAUGGCCUAUCCUCAAAUUCAGGCAGUUCUAAAUCAGCUCCACCAGCACAAAUUUUCAUCCUCGAACCUCGACAAUCCCAAAACAAGGCAAUAAUUAUUAAAUCUCUUGCAGUUUCUCGUAAAGAAAUCCUUGAGGCUCUCGUGGAGGGCCGAGGACUCGAUGCUGAUACCCUCGAAAAAUUAACCAAGAUUUCCCCUACAGAAGAUGAAAUAACCAAAAUCCUCCAAUUCAAUGGGAACCCUGCAAAACUUGCUGAUGCAGAGUCUUUCCUAUACCAUGUAUUGAAAGUCAUUCCUUCAGCAUUUAUGCGUUUCAAUGCGAUGCUUUUUAGAUCGACAUACGAUCCAGAGAUACUUUAUCUCAAGAAAUCUCUGCAGACUCUUGAAUUGGGAUGUAAGGAACUAAGAACUCCCGGAAUUUUCUUUAAACUGCUUGAAGCCAUUCUCAAGGCUGGCAAUCGAAUGAAUGCCGGUACAGAACGAGGAAAUGCUCAAGGCUUCAACCUCAGUGCGCUGCUAAAACUGUCUGAUGUCAAAAGCACAAAUGGAAAGACUACUCUACUUCAAUUCGUAGUCGAGCAGGUAAUCUGUUCUGAGGGAAAACGUCGUUUAAUCAAUCAAACUGAUAAAAAUGGCGAUGCCGAACGAGAUUCAGAUAGCAAGAUUUCUGAAGGAGAAAGAGAUAAAGAGUACUUAAUGCUAGGAUUACCAGUGGUAUUAGGCUUAAGUACUGAAUUAUCCAAUGUGAAGAAAUCAGCCACCAUCGAUCAUGACAGUUUCAUCAACACGUGUUCAACUCUUACAGCCAAAAUUGACGACAUCAAAAGGCUCAUAACACGCUGCAAGGAUCACGAACAGGGUCAAUUCUCCAUCGAAAUGAAAGGCUUUCUAGAAGAUUGUGAAGAGGAACUACAUGUAGUGAGAGAUGAACAAUCAAGGGUAAUGGAACUUGUGAAGAAAACAACAGUAUAUUAUCAAGCAGGAGGAAAUUCUAAAGAUAAAGGCAGAAAUCCACUUAUAUUAUUUGCUAUUGUGAAGAAUUUCUUGGACAUGGUUGAUCAAGUUUGUGUCGAUAUAUCGAAGAAACUGCAGACGAAAAAACAGACUAGUACAGGAUCAUCACCGCCAUUAUCGCCAUUGUCAAGAUCCCCGGUGAGAUUUCCCAGUUUGCAGCCUUAUUUUAGGACACAAAAUUCGGGAACAUUUUCAAGUGAUUCAGAUGAUGAUUUUUGA